AUGGCUUCCCACGAGCAAGAGGACACCAUGCCUGAGGAGACUCAGGGCUACAAGCUCUCCCAGCCCAAGCAGAGUCUCGCUGAGUACCAGAAGAUGGUGCCUCCGGCGCCCCUCAACACCCCAUCUGAGUCUCGCGCCCAGUCUCCAGCCCUUGCUGCAGCUGGUGGUGGUAUAUCAGAGCUUGCUUCCUUGGAAAGCCAACUUCACCGAGCCAGAGCCCUCUCACGACCUGUGCCCCCCAAUCCUCCCAACUCCCCCAAAUCCCAGCCGCAGCAGCAACGGCAAGACCCAGCCCUCAUCCGGGACUUCUACACCUCACCCAACGCAGUUCUAGCAGCUCAUGGAGUCAAUGUUGAUACAUACGAGCUUGGAGAUUUUGACCAAGAAGAUGGAGAAAUCACCCCGACUAACGCGACAACAGACCAGAACGAUGAGUCUCUCCAGCGCUACAAGGAGUCCCUCGGCCUCGGCGGCGGCAAGGACCUCUCUGACCCCAGCGAUCCCCGUGUCUGCAUCAUCCUCUCCCUGACCAUGGAGUCCCCCGGCCGCGACCCCGUCACCAUCGACCUGUCCGCCCCCGGCUCCGAAGCCAGCCUGAAGGACAAGCCCUUCAAGAUCAAGGAGGGUGCCAAGUUCACCAUGGUUGCCACCUUCAAGGUCCAGCACGAGAUUCUCAGCGGUCUCCAGUACGUCCAGGUCGUCAAGCGCAAGGGAAUCAAGGUCAGCAAGGACUCUGAGAUGCUGGGUAGCUAUGCUCCCAACACUGACAAGCAGACCACCUACACCAAGCGCUUCCAAGAGGAGGACGCCCCCUCCGGCAUGCUCGCCCGUGGCCACUACAACGCCAUCUCCAGCUUCGUUGACGACGACAAGAAGACCCAUUUGACUUUCGAGUGGUCUUUCGACAUCGCCAAGGACUGGUAG
Molecule: messenger RNA, 924 nt
Organism: Colletotrichum siamense
Lineage: Eukaryota; Fungi; Ascomycota; Sordariomycetes; Glomerellales; Glomerellaceae
Product: Rho GDP-dissociation inhibitor
Exons: 4
Coding region: 1-924 (307 amino acids)
Biological process (GO): Rho protein signal transduction
Cellular component (GO): membrane; cytoplasm; cytosol
Molecular function (GO): protein binding; Rho GDP-dissociation inhibitor activity
Source: RefSeq, a predicted model, not a curated record